Molecule: messenger RNA, 18035 nt
Organism: Amoebophrya sp. A25
Lineage: Eukaryota; Dinophyceae; Syndiniales; Amoebophryaceae
Source: the annotation of a GenBank genome assembly
AUGACCCAUGCUGAAUGUGAAAGAGAUUACAAAAUUGGGUCAGGCUCCUCCGGACACACGUGGGAUAUUGGCAAGUGUCGUGACGGGCAUAGUUUUCAGGGUAAGGAUUGCGUCGCGAAGUACAUCGGCCCUGGUCAAUACACGACGAAGACGCUGGCAACGGAAGUCAUGCUGCAGCACCUCCUGUGGACCUACUUUCACACCAAGAAGAGCAAUAUGCCAAAUUGCAUUCCGUUUGUCGACCAGGUGAUAAUCGAAGGAGCCUUUGGGGGCGCUAUCAUUGUCAUGGAAAAACUGGCCGCGGCUGAGCCCGUGCAACUCUAUGCUGCCGGUGGUAGCGACCCGCUGGAGCAUGCCGAAAGGGCCUUCGAGUGUUUGAAGAUUUUGAACAACGAGAUCUUCGUCACUCAUGGUGAUUUCAAGGCCGCUAAUGUGGGACUUGCAACACAGGGCAGCGAUGAAGGCGCACUCCGUCUCAUUGACUUUGGGCUUUCGACCGCGUGGAAGGUCCAGAAUUAUCCAGCGGCCGGUUCGGGCUUCGAAGUUGUCUUAUGCUGGCUCUGUGGGUUGCAUGAUAUUUCAGCUUCUGCGUAUUGUUAUUGGCUGAUUACUCGCUUGGUGAUUAACAUUAAAUUACUGUAGUAAGCUUUGUCGACGUUUCUUUGGCUCCUCAGCACUUCUUUCGCGUUGACUUCUUACAAAUUAUCACUAGGGCGCGCCCGAUCGCGAUGUCUCCCUGCUUCAGCUGCUUUAGUCUGAAAAUGCAGCGUUGAGACGAGUGACGCCGUAGCUGUAGAUGAAACGUGAAGUUGUGGCGGUGGUGUAUGAAUGCUCCCACAGCUCCUGACGCGUCCGCCGGAGGCAUCAGGGCGCUUGCGUUUCAAGGGUUAGCGAUCGCCAAGGAAUUGAAACGGGCAUACUCCGUAACUAUCUAACAAGGAGCACUCUUGAUGUAGGGGCCUCCGCCAGGGUGCUGCGUCCGCCGUCACCGUGAGGGGCAUUUUAUAGAGGCGAGAAGCCAGCUGAACUCUGCACAAAAGCGGCCGGAAUUGUUUCCAGGCAUACCGUUGCGGGGGUGGUCUGCUUCGCGGCGUCUCCCUUUUGUCUUCUUUCGGGUUCGUGUGUCUUUUUUCUUUGCUUCCCCCGCGCCCAUCCAGAAUCGACCACAGCAAGCGGCGAACAGGUGCCGGGAGGUUCUGGAGGGGCGCGGGGAUUCUCAUCACGCCCGGAGUGCUCCGCCGGAACGCAGGCAAGAAACUCCCUUCGGGGGCCACAGUGUGCGGGGGCGGCUUUGGUGGUUUUCACCAGGCCCGGGGGGUUGAAUCUUGUCCGAAUUUCUGCAGUAUUUCCGGGGCCCCCUCUGCUCUGGCUCGUCUGUGGUCUCUGCCUCUCUCGGCGUUGGGCUCGAAGCUGUUCCGCAUUGCCCAGGGCUGGUCGCUCAGUGUCUUGCCGACUCGCCUUAUGCUUGUUUCUGUCGCUGGCGUCCCCUAAGAGGGAAGUAGACAGGGACCUCACGCAACCGAGCCGCGGAGGGCGAGGAACUGCCUUGAAAGUGCUCUACAGUAGUGCAGAGACUGUUCACCGGGGGGCCCCUCUUGGACGGGUGCACGGCUCAGAGGCGGCCAUACUUAUAGAUAUUGAUAGGGGCCCGCAGCGCUACUUCAUGUUCCACGCGCGAGCCGAUACUGGCUGGGGCGCGUGCGUGUGUUGGGCCUAGUCCGCGUGGUCGAUGCCUGUCUCAGUCCACGCCCGUCCGCCUGGUCGGUUCUUUGCCUUCUGUCUUUCAUGACUGUAACUGCUGGCGCGUCCAAAUCUGUGCCCCCCCCCGUCUAUUCUCGUGGCCAAAGUGUUGCCUCGGGUGCACGUGUUUCGUAGCUUGUGAGCUGACUUCGCGUCCGGUCGAGUCCACGCCGCGUCUUCCCUAGAAGUCCGUGUCUGACUCUCUGUGCCCACCCCGCGUUUUGCCUGUCCACCUCGGCCCCUGUCCGUGCCGUUCCGGGUCCAUAUGCCAGCGCAUGAUACUUAGCUAUGCAAGAAUUGUCGCCUGCCUCGAAAUUUCUUCACCUGUUUCUAUGCAUUACAGCACGCACGCCCCUCCGCCAGGUGCCUUCCAAGAAAUGAUGGCCCCGGCCCCCUUCAUUGAUUUAGCCCCCCCUCACGUCCUUAUUGGACUGCCCAAUAACUUCCCAGCCAAAGUUUCCCCGGGGUGGGGCUGUCUGUGCUCGGGAGGUCUAGGAGAGAGAGCGGGCGCCGGGGGGUGUAGAUAGGAGGCGCCUGGCGUUGCAUCUUGCGCAGCGUCCUUCGCGGGUGGGGUAGCGCAGUGCGUGGAGCAAAUCGCGGGAGUAGAGUCGCGCGCGCCGCUGAGCCUCGCGAGGAGCGGAACCAUUUAUGAGACGUGCGCGCCUCUGAACCUCUUGCGGAACCUACCCGCAGGCAGGAGCACGCCGGACCGGCGUAGGAUCCUCAAAAAAGUGGAUUGCUUUGGGGCGGCUCUGACCCUCUGCGGAGCUCUUCUUGCUUGGGGCGCGCCAGGAGGGCCGCCACGGCGAGGAGCCCUGCCCGCGAUCGUGUCGCCCUCUUUCCUUUGGGGCCACCUCUGCUUGCGGACCUUCAGGCCCAGCCCACAGGAGCGCGCGGAACCUCGUAGGAGCCUCGACGCAGGAGUGGGCCCUUGGGUUUUGUAUAGGGGGGCCAGCCUCACAGGGGAGUGGGCUUCCCCUUUUCGUGUCUCGUACCUUCUGCGGGUGCUAGAGAGAAGUGCCGUGGAGUUUUAAUUAGAUGACUCACUUUGGUGAAUGUACUCCUUUCCAUAUCUGAUAUGAUGGGCUUAGCCUUUCUUAGCAGCUCCCGCCCCUAUCUGUAAAGACUGACAAACGGGCGGGCACUGUCGUGUGUAGGUAGGUGUCUCUGGCUCGAGAUAAUUAGCCGGGAGGGCUGCUAGCAGUCUUACUCGUGUCGCAGGUUUUCUUCUUGUAAUCUUUCAUCUAACUUUCGUCAGGGGGCUAUGUAUGACUCUUGACUUUCUCUAGUUCUUGACAACAAUUGCUUGAAACAGCUGACAAGCAUCCGUUUGCGGGGCCUGCUGUUGUAGACGCGUCGGCCUUUUUGCUUUUAUUUGAAGUACGUAUAAGCGAGAUGAGAGUGAGACUGACAUGGCCUAAGGUGGCUCUCUGACUUUCUUAUUUCGUGUGCUCUAAUCAUCCUCGGCGCAGCGAGGGAUAGAAAAUGGCAGACCGAGCCGCAGACUGUGGGAAGAAGAGUUACGUGAAGCUUUUCAGCUUACAUUUUUUAUAUUCGCUGCGGUAAAUUCAUCCCAUUCCCUAUCACGGCGCCCGCGGCGUCCAUCUGCGUCUGCGCCCGUAAUCAAUGGCCCAAGGAACGCGCAUGAUACUGUGUUUCCGUUUUUGUUUUAUUUUGGCUCUCACCGUCUCCAGCUCCACGCUUGCUUCUCAUCAGGGUGUUCCAGUCUGGCUCAUCUAAAAUUUUUCAACUGAUGGCAAGGAACUGUCAUAACAAAAUCACUCACCUCAUGGCAGGCCUUCUGCGGGUCUUUGGUGUUGAAGGUCUGGGCGCAAAAGUCAAGUCGGCUGCCUGGCUUUCCCACCCAGCUAUUGUUUGCUGUUUACACUUUUACAAUUCUUGUUCUUAGCCUGGCACGCUUCAACGCCUAAGCCUUUGAUGUCAUUUGAGGGCCUCCCCAUUCGCAUUCUAUCUUCCACACUCUCUCCUCGGGCCGGUAAUUCAUUGUAGCUCUGCCCCUGUCUGGUGUUGAGUGAUCUAGUUUCGAUACUUGCUGCGAUAUGAUUCUACCAUACCAAGUAAGAGGAGGCCGCUGCUCAAGGUUUUCGUUGUAUCUUUUUGAAUUUUUCUAAAUGUCACUGUGACGCGCUACACCUCUACUAGUGGAUCAGACACAGUGUAGGCAAAAAAGCAGUCCUUAAUCUCAAUGUGCUGGGGGCGAUGCGUAGUGGAGUACUUUUAGCCUUGCGUGCUGGUCAUCGUAAAUGGACUGCAGCGCGCGGGCUUUCAGAUUCAAACUGAAACUAUUAAGCGAUAGGUCACUUCCCGUGGUUUAUAUUAAAACUAAUCGCUUCCAAAGUGGCUCACGUUUAGAUCUCCCCCAUGCCCAUAGGUUUAGAAGGCCUCAACACUUGGAAAGUUGUUAUAGACCAUACUAAGCCGGGCUAAGCUUGAAUCUAUCUGAGACCUUCCCGGUCUGUCUCACGUGAUGCCACCGAGGUAGCACCUGCUAAACCUGCACGGGGGAAGUGGGUGGACGCCAUGCGGCUCGUGUUGCGUGUGUCGUGUGUUGUCUUUGUUCUGUCUUGGUCGUCCUUCGUUCGUGUGCUUAGUACCUAAGUGAGGAGCUAAGUAGGGCGCUGACGCUGCGGAACUGGAUCAGAAGGCCUCGGACUUCGCUGGGCCACAUUCUCCGCCUGGGAUUCUCCUAAUGGGUUCCACAGUUGCGGAAAAGCUUAAACGGUGUCAGCCUCCUCGUUUGGUUUUAGUUUUUGGCCGCGGAAACAGGUGAGGAGACCGCUGUAGCUUGGCUUUAGCCAGUGCCGGGCCUGCGCGGUGCGUGCUAGGUCUUCUCUUUGUGAAGUUUUAACUUGCUCGGAGUUGUGUAGUUUUUCUGCCUAGGGUGCGUGGUCUGCUGUGGCUACAUGGAAGCUGAGUCUUUCAAGCUGUAGGAGCCCCGUCUAGUUUUAGACUGUAAAGAGAUGGAAGUAGUUCGCUUGAUUUCGUAGGCAGUUCACUUCUAUGGGCCAAAACGGGACGAGCUUCAAGAGGAAAAAUCUCCACUAAGGGCCCGGGCUAGUUCAAAACAGGGCGGGAGUCUAUCUACGUCUAAGAAGUUAGGACAAGCGUUGCUUGGUUGCUAAGCGUGGCCCCCUUCUUCUUUGUUUUUCCCUUCUUCUUUGUCCUCCACGCGCCUCUUCGCCGUCUGUCGUGCUCGGGGCUUCGUUCUGCUUCUUCUUCUUUUCUGUUGGCCUUCUCCGCUUAGCGAUGAGCCCCGCGACCUCUGGUCUGCGCGCUUGUGAGGGAGUUCAAUGUAAAAGAAAAAGCCUGGCGCGCUCUUGUAGUCGGGUUAGUUACCACCACGAACACCAUGCAACACCAUCAAGAAAGCCCGUUCGGUGCUGGCUUUGUUAGCGCGUCGGCGCGCGUCAGAUGUGUCGGACAGUGCCGACAUCUGUCGGCGAGGGAGCAAGCCCACUCACAAAUAAAGCGCAAGCUUGGGGGGUAGUUCUUAUGACCCGAACGCCGACGCCCCUGGGAGGUUUGUUCUAGGCUCGGCGCGUUGUCUCCCCACGUUGGUGGGGUGUUUGUAUAGUCUGGGUUCUUGCGCUCUGUGCUUGGGACGAUGUCGGCAAAGCCUUGCGACUGCGCAAGCUGGACCGGUUCGCACUUCCUUGCCCACCGUCUCCGCGUGUGGUGUGGACAGGACAGCGCCGCAGUCGUUUGCUGCUUAGAUCGCCGCGCCACUGGACAGCCUUACUUAGUAGGCCGCCGGGCUACCUGUAGCCGACCUGCUAGCGGAGGGACCUCCUUGAGAAUCGGAAUCGCUGAAGAGGCCCAUAGGAGUGGAGGCGCUUCGCCUAGUGGUUCAGCCUGAGGCGCGCCACCUUCACCUGCUGCGACUGCGGCGCUCCAACGUGGGCCACAAGUUGCCCCGCAUCCUUCCCAGCUGUCUCGAGUCCACUCCACUCCCGGCAUGAGCGUCCCACGCAAGUGGCGCGCAACGUGUUGAGGCGUGGGCGUCUCCUGUAGUUCUGGCAGCGGGCGCUCAUCCCGCUGCAGCAUUCGCCGCCCCGGUGAUGUCUGACCGAUAAAAUAAGGCAGCGCUAGGCGCAACAACUCGCCAGCCGCGGCUUUGUUUUGGAACUCGCCGGCCGCCUUGGCUUUCUUGGUAGGCUUUUACUUUGGGCGAGCUCGUCCCCGGCGAUCUGCUCUCGGUCUUUGCCUCGCUUUCACUCUGGCUCGCUGCCUCCUCUUGGUCAUUGAUUGUGGAUUGUUGGAGCUCUGCUACCAGCUUCGUUGGCAAGCGUUCGCCACUCGUCCCGGGGCUUCAUGUCAUACGCGUUCCACUUCUUCAGGAUUUUCGUUGCGUGAUUUUUACCGUGGAGCCAGCCUGGGCCGAUGGCGUGUCUCUCUCUUCGCUUCUCUUCUUCUUGUCCACUCGGACGGUACGCCAAGCAACAAAGUGAAGUCAAACGAGUGCGGUUCGAUAAUCUUGCUGGCCUCUUAUCUUUUUUGGUUAUGUCCAUCGUUGUAGGCUUGGGCCCUUUGCUGACCUGGCCCGCGUAGCUAGUCACUUGCGUUGCUGGGCGCUCGCCUUGUUCUUUGGCUGGUUUUCGUGCAGUUGCUAUGAUGUCGCCAACGUAACAAGCCAACAUGGCGCAGAGCUUCCCGCUUGCUUCUGUUCUGUAGUGCCACCCUCUUGGUGUUGGCUUUGGCAAUGGCGUCCACCGCACCCCCCGGGCUGGAGUUUCGCGCCCGCCUUUUCAUGCCAAGCGCUCGGAGAUGGCUCGAACCCGUGCAGAGCCUCUGUCGUAGCUUUUCUUUUGCAGGGUUUUCAUCCUCUUCGAUGAUUUCUUCUGGAGGCAAGUCGAAGAAGCUCGGGCCCUGGUCGGUCUGCUUUGGGGAGAGCUUGAGUCAUGUCCGCGCCGUCAAUGUCUCACCCAUGCUGCGCGGCAUGGGCCAACAACUGGCGUCGGGUCGUAUACUGUUACUAAGUAGCUGCCUGCUGGCAUCGGGGCAGAGGUCUCGUCCUUGGGCAGGGCGUCUUGCGUCGGUCUUUUCGCCACUAGUCGCGACUUCCGUCGGCUGUCGCGCUUUUGCACUCUCACCACGUGCGCGCGAGCCGGUCGCUUAGUUACGGCGUCGCGCCCAGUCUGGCGCGCACCCUUGGCAGGAUCCAGAUCGCUCCAGACUUUCGGACCUUUCAGUCGAUCCAUCCUCCCCUUUAGCGUCUGCUUCCUUCCAUGGAUCUGCUCCAGGGCUUCGCGUUGCUCCUUUCCUUGUUGUGGGUCCACUCCGUGCUUGCCUGGUGCGGUCAGCAGUGCGUGGGAGUGGAAUCUUGCGCAGCCGCGUCGACAUGCUGCAGCCCCUUCGCUUAGGGCUUUGCCUUUGCCACAGAGAGAACCUGAGCAGCAUCGCUAGACGCCUUGGCUUUGCGCUUUCGCUUUACUUUAUCCAAUGGCAUCCAAUGGCCUUCGCGGUCUACCUCGACCGCGCUUGGGUGUCACGUCGGACGCAGAAGCCCUUCUGAGUCUGUUCUUCGUUCCUUUGUUUUCUUGGCCAGCGCUUUGGCGUUUGCUUUUACAUUGGUACGUAGGCAGGGUACCGGCUUGGCUUAGACUUGACUUCGCAAGACCUGCGCCACGGCUGGCGCUGGCCAAUUCGCCUGCUUGGCUCGCUGGCUAGCAUUCUUGCCCAGAGCAGUUGCCCCACUCGCCGGGGAGUCUUCAUCUUUGUGCGCUCUGGGGUGUGUAGUCUGGCCCAGAUUCAGUCCCUGGCGGCUUUCUUGCAACUUGUUGGCGCUCCUCUCGUAGGUGUUGUCGCGGCCUCGUCGCCUGGCGUAGUCUUAGGCGUGUCCACCGUCGGCGUACUAGAUCCAUCCAGCGGACUCAUUUGGUUCUGAACUUGUCAGCCGAAGAAGCUGCCCCGUAGCAUUAGCCGCGCGCAACAUCCGGAGCGCCUCACCAGUUCCACAGGGUGGCGCCGCCAUGGAUGUACUCAGCGCCUAACGCGUCUGGCUGUGUUGUUGGCAGUAGUUCCGUGGGUGGCUUGUCUAAGGUGCUCGAGGUUGUCGCUACUCACCUUGUAAGCCUCGCAGGGCCUAGCUUGCUUCGUUUCUUGUAGGGCGGACUCUCUUGUGCUGUGGAGGUGACAAGAGCGAAACGCUGAGCCCUUCGGGCUAUAACAAACCUGCAAAGACGGCGGGGGCCCACCUGGGUGCGUUCUUGUCUGCAGGGUGGUCGCCAUUUCAUACAUGAAACACAGCGGCCCAGACCGCCUCAGCUUAUGGAAGUUCGGCCUGCGCUUGUGUCUCUCUUCGCUCGUAUGGUGACUGCUUUGCGGUCGGUCGAUCUUCUUCCGUGAAUUCGCGAUCGCGGAGACUGUAGAGCAAGGCCGCACUCAUCCAGCAGAUAUCUGCGAGCCGAGCAUCUACCCCCCAAGUCAAUGCCUUGCCUGACUUUGUUCCCGCUUGUUCUCCGCCAUCUCUCAGGGCGUGAGCUCUUUGUCGGCUGGUACGGCGGGGAGGAGCUGCUGGCCACGAUUUUCAACUCCGCCAAAGCCUUCGCUCGGUUGAUGGUCUGGGGUUCGGGCUUGUUAUCGGGUCUGGUCUCAACAUCGGGAGGCCUCUUAUAUCGGCAGAUCUUCUGCGGCGCUUCAUCAGCGUGCUAGCCUGGCCUCAAUCAAUGCCAUGGCAGCACCAUCGGGGCCCGAUCGUAGCCCCAGUGCACCAAAAAGACAAGCACCCCCGAGCGUGCUUGUCUCUGGAGCUCGCUGGCAGUCUUUCGCGAGGUCCUUGAAAUCGACUCGCCGCCGCUGUUUCGGCCUCACAGGCUUCCAGGUUCUUGUAGGCUGUUGCUUUUUCGCUGGUCGCUUUCCGUGGUCUUGUGGUUGUGUGUGCCGCUAGACACGCCGCGCACUUGAUGCCUUUGCUUUUGGCAAAGGUGGGAACGCUUUGGCCUUUCAUCAUGCUCCAAGAGACUUACGCGCGUGCGCUCUGUGGUUCUCAGCCUUGAGAUAGCGCGCAUCUGUCUCGGCAGUCCAUGCUCGAGCUGGAGCAUGAUGACCGGCAAGCCAUCCUGGCUUACGCCUUGGGGCACGUCGGCCCCCGGCUUUUCUGACUGAACUCCGCCCAGAGGUGGGAAAGAAGUCAGGGCACCUGCUUGCUGCAAGUUGUUGGCAGAUAUAUACACACUACUCAGCGCCGGCCGAUGCACGCUGUGGCGCAGUUCAUGGCGAGAACUGUUGCGGGGCCUGGGGGUGCCCUCCAUUGCUGCCCCAGGGAUUUCUUCGCCUGAGGCUGUGCAUAGAUUGCACUUAGCUCCCAGGCGCUCGAAGCGAGACAAAUACGGCGAGCGGCGAGGCUCGGCCCCGCUAUCGACAGUCGCGCCGACUGGCUGGCCUUCGUCCGCUGUCUUAGGUCUUGCGUGAAGGUGUCUAGUCGAGCAAGUUGCUGGCCGACUUCACUCCCCCGAUCGUGUGCUUGUUCAUUUUUGUCUUCGCCGUCAGCCUGGCUGUGCUGCCUCAACUAGAGGAGGGCUGUGCCCCAGUUGAUUCAUUUGAAAAAAACAAAUAUUAAAGGCUUCCUUGGUUGAUCGUUAAUCUAUUUGGCGGUAGUGGUGUGGUGUAUUUGGUUGAGUGAUUGGAUGAGAGGAAGUGUAGCUUUUUGGUAGUCUUUUCAUUUACACAAGUGCGGACUUUCUUGGCCCGGAUGUCGUGAGGCAUUUGCUUGAGCUCCCUCGGCGUUGCGUGUUCAAUAACAUUCAGCCAGUGCCCUAUGGCUAAGCGCGACGCUUUUGGUUUCAGGCUAAGGAGCGAGAGCCUUGCUUUCGGUUUUUCUUUACUCUCAUCUAAUUAAUCAGCAUCAAGAAAACUAAGCAUAACAAACCUGCAGCACUCACUCACCCGGGCUAGCUACUAGUGAGUGCGUUGAAACUAACUCGGACGUCGAUGCUUGGGCGCUCCUUUAGCGUCCCCCAUCUUAUGGAGCUAGCCUCUGCGUUCCGCGUAAGGUGGUAGCUGUUUUGGAAAGGUGAGGAGUUCCGUUGUUUCAGAGGGUAAAUAUGCUCGAGCUGCGCUGUCGCUGUCGGCACCGCUUGGAGAUAGUGGCGCGCCGUCACCUCCUUCAGAACCUCACCGAGGCUUCGCAGAGUUUGCGCUGUGUCGGGUUGGGCUGCGGCCUUGUCUGCUACUUCCUCCGCGGGCUCUACCUGGCGUCUGGUCUCUGCCCCGUCCUCUCCUCCUCCUCUGUGUGAACGGUUUUGCGAGCGGCUGCGGCUACGCGGUCGGCCUCGGCAGUCCUUGCUCUUGUGGUUGGGGCGGUGGCUGCGGCUGCUCGUGGCUGCACCCGUGUCACGCUGACGCGAGCCCCUGCCGUGUUUGGAGCUGGGGCUUCCAUCCUGGUCGCCAAGGUUGCCACGCGCCGGACACUUCUAGAAGCAGUGGCCAUCUGUUUGACACCGAUCACGCCUGAGCUUGCGCUUUUAUUUGUCGCCGCUGUUCUUCGGUUUCUUGGGUUGCUUCUUCGUAGUUGCCAUUAUGCUGUGGCUUUCUCGUCUCGCUUUCCUCCACUCGUGACUUGUAAAGUAAGAAGCUUCGCGCUGCUUGAGGCUUGCCCCAACCGCGGUGAGACUGCAGCCUUUUUGGUCUAGUAGAUGCGGGGCCAAGUGCUUCCGAUCCGUUUUGGUCUUUUUAGGUUUACGAGAAUCGUCGCCGCUGCAAGGUCACGCGGCUCAACCGCGGGCAUUUCUCGCAAUUCUUCGCGGGUGUUGGCCAUCAGUUGGCUCACUGACUUGGCCCCGCUCGAGUUUGUGACUGACAGUAGCCUCUGGGGUCGAGUGCUCUUACCGGUUGGUCUUGGGUGCUCCCUCUCGGCCAUCAAGAUCAAGGCACGUAGACGCGACCAGAUUGGCUCCUGCCGUGUGGUCGUCUUGCUCUUUUUGUCUCGCCAGCUGAUGUGCCUCACCUUGCAGGGUAGCCAACAGAGCACCCCUCAGGGGCGCUGUUUUUCUUUUCAGGUGAAGAGCGCUCGGACUCUUCUGGAGGGGUGUCCUUUUCUGUUUUCUCUGGGCUGUUGUCUACAAAUUCAACCAGGCCAGCCUCAGCGAGAGCUUGACGGGCAUCCGCUCUCCAUGCCUCGAGGCAAAUCCUUGGGGGCGGCGCCUCUUUUCGAGGAAACGGCAUCCACAUCCAAGACAAGCAAGAGGCAGAAGAGCUCCUCAAACUUGUGGAAGACUGGGAACAUUACGAGCAGACGGGGGAAAUCAUCGACCAAGACAACCGGCGAGCCUGCCCCUGGGGGGUGAAGAAAUGCCAGGGGGCGCAGUCGGAUACUCGCCGGCGUGGUAUGUGCCAGGUAAUGCACGGCACAGGCCAGGCGCGCCAAAAGUGGCUAGAACAGGCCAAAAGGGUAAGAAAGGACGAGAAAAGGUGGGAGGCAUACCACGGGGCCAAGCGAAUGCGCGGGGACCCGAUGACAAAGGUAAAGGCGUACCCAUACAAAGAGAAGGCGUGUGGCUGGCCGGUGGAGGAGCCGGGAAAAUGGUGCGAAGGGUGCAAAAGAAUAGAAGGAGGAGAAAUAUGGGCCACCCACUGCAGGGAAGCCGAGGAGAGAAAAAAAAAGGAGGACCCUGCGGGGAAAGAGCAGGGGGAAAAAGCCAAGGCCCAGAGAAAAAGACAGAGGGAAGAGGAGCGGGACGAUAAGGCAAAAAGAGAGGCCCAACGCAAAGCCCAAAAGAGAGAAGAGACAGAGGAAAAGAGAAGGGAAGGAAAAAAGAGACCCGCGGACAAACCGCUGGAGGGACUCAGGGAAGGGAAGAAGCCAAAGAAGCCCCCAGGGGCGGAAAAGGCUGGGGGAGAAAAGCGGCCAGCGGAGGAGCCGCUGAUAGACCUCAGAAAAGGGAAGAAGGGGAAGAAGCAGCCAGGAGACCAAGAGGAGGAGAAGGGCAACGCCCUCAAGAAAAGGGGGGCACAGAGCAGCCCAACAGCAGCGAAGAGGAAGCAGCAACGAGAACAAAGAACAAGGCCGAAAGAGAGGAAAGGAGCCAGCACAGAAGUGAAGAAAAAAGAAGAGAAAGGGCGGAGACCUGGCAAAGGGACCGCCGGACGAAAUGAGGCCAAGAAGACCACGAAGGGAACAGAACAGCAAAAAAAAACGGCCGAAAUGAAGGGGCCGCUUAAGGGGAGACCCCCCGAUGAAGGGGGAGGCAGUGCAGGAGGGUAAGAGCAAGCGAAACGGGCUCCCCUCGCCUCCUUGGGGUCCCCCGGAGAGGUGGCGGGCGCGGGUCUGGCCUCUCUCUGCGGGGUCGAGUAGGGGCGAUCUUUUAUCUUAAAGAGGGCAACCCUCUUAGGUAAAACGGUUGCAGGGAUGGGAUGGCAUCCCGCCCCACCCGAUCGAGGGGUUUACAUCAUCGUCGUCGCCUCUUUUCGAGCUGGUGAACUCCGUUACUUGCUGCAGCAUUUGUGGAGCCCGUUUGGCGUCUUCGUGGUCGUCUUGCUUUGCUUUGUCCAGCUUGUGGCCUUUCGCUUUCUCGGUGUCCUUGGUUCUCGCGUGCUCGACGCAGUUCAGCAUGGUGAUUCUCCUGCAUCGUAGCAAGCGUGCUGGCUGCUUGCUCUUGGUUAGCUUGGUUGCGUCGCGGUCGCCUGCUGUUGCUGUUGUAGAUGCGUCACAGGCUGCGCCUGCUGCUGCGCCGUGUUGUUCGCCAACUGCAGUAGUGCUGAACUGCGGCCAGCUUGCUGCGUUUGGGGCUGCGGCUGUUGCUGAAAGCCACCGCCUCAGGAGAGGACCCCGGGCCCGGGGAACUGAGUCGCCUGUUCCCACAGGGCUGGGCGCUUGCUGGGGCCUGGCUUGCUUGGCGGUGCCUUGCUCCAGUACCCACCUGGCCCAGCCUCGGCGGAUCGAUGUUGGCCCCCCUCUGUAGCUCCAUCGCUUGCACCUGCUCCCGGCACAGCAUUGACCUGGCGCGCCUUCGUGGUAUCCACGCACCGCCUCGCUCUUUCUUGUGGAUUUUCUCUAUCCUUGAAAACGCCACCUGCUUCGUGUGCUGGGUUUUCUGCUCCACCGUGUUGGCCUUCGCUUGUCAUUUUCUUGCCUUUGUCUUCUUUCAAAAGUGAACUGCUUCCAGUGGUAAACUUUUGCGAAGGCUGUCGCUGUUUUGUAUUUCCUUGCGCUUUUUUUUGUAGUGCUGGCAUUCCAGUGGGGUCACGCGCUUGGCUACUUGUUUCCUUCUUUGCUCAAAAACGUAGGUAGAAACUGGAGCGGAAAAAAGUAUUGGGUUGGUUCACUUGGUUGGUAGAUGAAUCAGUGUGAUAGUUAGACCAUCCUGAGACUGCCUGGGCUUGGGUCAUUCUUUCACCUCCUCGUUGUGUCUCGCGUGAUGUCACCGAAGUGACACAUGUGAAGGGAAUGGGUGCCAUGCAGUUCGUGUUACGUGUGUCGCGUGUUGUCUUUGUUCUGUCUUGGUCGUUCUUCGUUCUUGUGUUUAUUUAAGUAAGUGUUUAGCCAAGUAGGGCGGUGGCGUUGUGGAACUGGGUCAGAAGACUUCGGACCCCGCUGGGGGUAUGUGUCAAGGUUCUGCUCGCAUUGGGCCAAAGAAGUCCCUAAAAAAAUUGUCGGGGGUCGAGGUGGAGACUGGCUCUUUCGGGCUGAUGGUUGCUUAGGCGCUCUCUUUUGUUUCAAAGUAUAGUUAUAACGGCACGCCCACAGGGACAGGUUGGGAAGAAUGUGACGCCGGGACCUAGGUUCGAUACUCACACCUGCCCAAACAAGAAGACACGCACAGGGGAAGUAGAACGCGGCCAGCCCCUGUCUCCGGUAAGGUAAGAAAAACUCGGGAUGAAGGGCCCUGGCCCAUAAUGAUAAACCCACAAGGGAACAAGAACGCGGCCGGGCUUCGGGUUCGUGAUUGUAAACACAAACCAGGCGACGACCGCGACCCCGUCGGGCUUGUCUGUGGUGCUCCGGCUGGUGCUAUGGGGUCUUGGCUAGUUUGUGCCUGGCGCUCUUCCCGGUGCUUGGGUGCUCUUGCUGGGUGGUGCUUUGGUCCUCUGUCUGAUAGACAGGUGCCCAGGUGCAACGGCUGGCGCACUGGGUGGUCGUCUGUUCUGUUUUGCUUUGGGCGGUCUGCGGGGCUGGUGCGGUGUGCUCUCUGGCUGGUGCGGUGCUUUGGCUGGCUUGCUUGGUGUUCGGGCUCGCGCGUCGCUGUGGCUGGCACAUCACUUUCACUAGCUGGUGCGCGGUUUCCCCUCUCUGGUUGGUGCGUCGCUCAGGCUAGUGCCUGAGCUCGUGCUCUGCUGUCCUGGCUUGCGCUCUGCUCGGGGUGUCGCUGCUUUGUAUCCGCGGGGGUGUCGCUAGCGUCCUAGCGGGUUUAGAGGCUGUGCCCACCAGCAUUGGUGCUGCUCGCUGCUGUCGUGUGUGUGGCGCUGGUCGUGUUGUGUGUGUGUUGUGGGUGGGCUGCGUUAGUGCCCGGCGAAGUGCUGGCGUAUUGUCUGCUCGUACUGAGGUGCUGCUGUGGCUGCUUGCUGGUUUGUUUUUCUGUGGUGCUCGCUUGGGGUAUUUCUGUGCGCCGUCGGGUCGGUCGGAGGCUGCGCUGAUUUGCUUUUGCGCUGGCCUUGGUUCUUGUCAGUUUGCUUGCCUCGCUCGUUCUUUGAUCUGUUUCGCCAUCACUGUCGCCUCGCUGUUCACCUUUGGCGACCACUUUUGCCGCCAGCGUGAGUCCAUCUGCUUGCAGAGCCGCCGCUGACCGGAAGAGAAACGGCGCAGCCGGCGGAUAUCAUAUUAGUAUUUUUAGGCUAAACAAGAAGAACUUUUCUCAAAUCCGGAAGAGGCUCUCUCAAGUGCCGACCUGAAGGAGAUCGAUUUCUUUAAAGAGUUUCCAUUUCAAAGAGUUACUAUGAUUGUUCUGAAGGCAAAAAAUUCUCCUUAAGGAGGCGCCUUAGGGAGCAGCUGUUAUAAAAUUGGGCGAAUAAUACACCCCCCCUCAAGGGCCACCGCCACCUCGCAAGGGCCGGGCCUUAGCUUGCUAGCUUCGUAGCCCUAGCUAGCCUGCUUGCUCACCCCUUGCCUGUAGCUACCUGGCUAGGAUAGCCGUCGGUAGCCUGCUAGCUGCUUAGCCAUAGCCAGCGUGCUAGCUGCUGCGCCUCCAUCGCUAACGAGCUUAUGAGGCAGCUGCUUGGCCUUAUUUAGCUAGCAAGCUAGCUACUUGGCCGCCAUGAUAGCUAGCUUGCUAGCUUCUUGGCCAUCGCUAGCUUGCUCCUAGCUGCUUAGCAAUAGCUAGCCUGGUAGCUGCUUCCUUUGCAAGACCUAGCGAAGCCGCUGCUUUCUUAGCCAUAGCCAGCUUGCUGGCUAGCUUGGCCAUGGCCAGGUUGCUAGCUUAGCCCGGCAGCCAGAGCCAGCCGUUUAGCUGAAUCUUGGCCAGCUUGCUAGCUCCGCCUUAUCUAGCACGCUAGCGCUGCCGUGGCCACUCCAGCUCGCUAGCUUAGCCACAGCCAGCCUGCUGCCUUAGCCACAAGAAAGCGACAGCUAGCUCGCUUGUUUAGCCAUGAGGGGCGUCCGGGAUAGUCCGUUCGGAACCAGCUGCGCGUCGCUAGCUUGGUGGCUUAGGGGCUUGCGCUGUAGGCUUAUUUGUCUAGCUGCUAACCGAUGCCCAGUGCAGGAGCGGGCCCGUGGUGGGCCCGCUUUCUGGGCAUGUAUGAACAUACGCCCGAAGUAUAGGCCCACAGGGGCUGCCUGGCGGUGCUGGGUCGCGGCCGCUCGAUGCUUGGUUGACCCUCCUCCAGCGUGUUUGUUGCUUUCGUCUGCUAGAGUGCUAGCUUAUUUUGCUUUCUCUUCUGGUGCGUUGGGUUUGAUAACUGGGCACCUGAACCUGUGGAUGAGACGAGAUACUUGCACCGGGCUAGUGAAAAUCUUUGUGCUGAUUUCUAAUGUAAGAACGCCGCUUUUGAUGCAUCCGCAUCUAAAUCGGAUUCCUAGCUGCUUCCAGGUGGGUACUGGCGUCGGUGCUGCGCUCCCACCUACGGUUGGCUUGCACAUUGACCUAUACGCAUUGGCGAUGGCGCUAGUGAGUCAGAGGUUUGGUGGUUUGCUUUCGAUUGAGGUGAGGCGCGUUUUUGGAGCGUCUUUGGGAUAUGCUUUCAUCGAACGAGAGCAGGCAAAGGGAGAGGGACUUUCUUCGGAUGACUUGGAUUUUCUGGAACCAUAUUUGCCUUGUUACGGCGUCGAGUCUGAUGCGCGACCCCCUGUUCGGAGUCAAGAAUAUUGCUCGUGGCAGGCGAAUUUCCAGCAGUUAGCAGCAGAGGCAUAUAAUGAAGUCGCCAUGGGCAGGGCAAGUGACGCGGAGCUCGCCCGCGUGAGGCCUGUUUGCUACAGGGGUUUCAGGCAGCACACGAUUCAGCGCUACCUCUUUAAUAUUUUCGUAGAUCGUGUUGAUCCUCUUGAUGAACGGCUUAGCGUCUUGGUGUCCAGGUGCCUCGUUUUCAGCGCGACGAUGAACACCAAAGUCGAGGGUUUGCCACUGUCACAGGAUGGGCUUGCUUACGUUGUGGCCGCAUCGUAUAAUACUGCUCGCGGCGCCGACGUCGAGCUUCAGGUUGUGUCUACCAAGUCCGGGAGCGAAGUAAAAGUUUGGCUUCGAUCGAAAGUAAAAGACAUUAGGAUGUCCACCAUCCACCAUGAUAUCGGCUACGAGUAUUUGGUGGAUCACUACGGCCAAGCUACAGAAGCGUCUUUGGUGGCCAGCUACAGUGGUCAAGCUACAGCAGGAAUAGGAGUCUUGGGUCCUGACCCAGUGUGGGUGCCAGAAGCGCGCGUUCGGGCUGCUUCGCCACUAUUUCUACAUGGGCAAACUGUGAUCCGCUAUGUCUAUGGCCAGCGGUUUCCGAACACCGACCUCGACAUGGACAUGGACAUGGACGUGGCACAGGCACAGCAUGCCACUGUUGCCUCUUCCAUGUGGCGGCCCACGAUUGGCCAGGUCUGUUAUUAUGAAGAGUCGCGUAGGUGCCUGCAGUGGCCAACUUGUUAGGGCCAUCAUUGUGCUUUGCGUCGGUCAUUCUGUACUUCACCCGCCCACUCCAGUACGCACCGGGAGCCGCCCAUCCUACACGCGACAUGCUUGGGGCGCUGAUUGUGGUCGCGGUAUUCCGCAUUCUGCCAUCUGGGUUCUUCUUCGAAAAUUAGGCCAGGGCCCUUCGUUCGCGUUGCAUGGCCUUGUGUUUUUUUGUUUUUGCUAGCCCAAGGCUGAGAAGGGGAAGGCCCCGGCCCCUCGGGACUGAUUCCGCCCUCGCGCUAGUUUAGCAGAGGACCUGUCGUGGAGCGGGGGCCCCCUCCCUGGGAUGGCGACGCAUGGGCGCUUUAGAUUACAUGCCCAGCGAGGUUCCCUCCCUGGCCGGCGGGGAUCCUCGCUCUGAGCGAAGGCCGCGCUUCAGAGGGUUGAUGUCAAAAAGGGGGACAAAAAGAGAGGGCCCACGGAUGCACCCCAAACAGCUUGGGGCGUUUAAGUAAUUGGCGACCAUUUAGGGCGGCGCAAGUCAAAGGGCUUGCCUGAGAGGGCACCCCGAGCCCACACAGGCUCGGCUCUUUUCGGUAGUUUUGUUUUCUGAAAAGAGAAAGGGGUGCAAAAUGCCGCCAAAGUGGCCCGGGCUCUUUUUGUCCACAGAAAGCACCCGCCCCGGGUGCGCCUUGCCUUGCUUGGCCCGGACUUGCUUCUGCGCCGGGUGUUGCCUCCAUGCAGGGCGGGCUGGAUGGCCGUGGCCGCUGCUUCUCUGCGGAUAUCGGAUGGCCGGCGGCCACGCGGUGCCCAGGGUAUUGUGAGUGUAUUAGGAUGGGAGUGUGCCAGGCCUUGCCCCUGGGUGGCAGCAUUCGUUUCUCAGUCGGAUCGUCCUCAGUCACAGUCAGGCGUCGGCGCUGCAUAAGUCUGAGCGAUCUGUUGCCACGAUUGCUGGGCUGGACGAGUGAGCGUUUGGCCGCACAUGCACAAUUAAGCGCUUAGUAUACAAGCACCUACCCAAUUCUCCUCCAUUGAGUCAUGAUUAGUUUUCCUUCGAUAGAUGGACCUGGACGAGAGCAGGAGCAGCACGAAGUGGUAGAGCAGAACGAAAACGGGCUUCUUCUUUUUGAGCUGGGAACCUCUGUCUGGCUUUGGGAUGCGAGUGUCGGUCGUUUGACUGAGUGGCGGAUAGAAUCCUUCCAGCAACACUAUCCUCGACGUGUUAUUUCGUACAAGGUCGUGAAUGAGCUUCAGCAACAGGAGCGCAAGGAUGUCGAAACGCACCUGCUGAGGAGGCUUCCGCUGUCAUGA